Messenger RNA from Amblyraja radiata (thorny skate), 3173 nucleotides. Its product is annotated as RING finger protein 215. The transcript is spliced from 10 exons. The record is from RefSeq and is a predicted model, not a curated record. NCBI's taxonomy places the organism in Eukaryota, Metazoa, Chordata, Chondrichthyes, Rajiformes, Rajidae. Bases 134 to 1240 code for a protein of 368 amino acids.
GGCCGCGUUGCCACUAGUAACGGGCGACGCCAUCCGGGGUCAGGGACGGGUGACCCGGAAGCCGCCGCCGCCGCCGCGCUCUGUGCGACAGACAGACCACCGACAGUCAGAGUGAAGGAAGGAAGGAAGGAAGAUGGUGGACUGUUGUUGGAAGUGGCUCGGCAUUUAUCUGCUCCUCGCCGCCUCCCUCCUGCACUGGUGCGCGGCGGCCGAGAAGGUGGCGCUGGUGGACGUCUUGCUGAUGGAUGCGCAACGGGGCUGGUCGGCCGAGUUCGGCUUCAAGUCGGGCAGCAACUACCGGCUGCAGGGGACGGUGCUGGCGCCUGGCAGCGGCCAAGGUAACGAGGGACUGUGCGCCUUUCCCAAACAUAACCCGGACAGCUUAGAAGGAAGCUUAAUAUUAGUUAAAGAUGAACCAUUGGACAUUCAGCCAAACAAGGGAGAGAAAUGGAUCGGAGUCGUUUCUGUUGAUGAAGACCAGGUUGAAAAAAAAGGAAGCAGCAAGCAGGAAUGGUUUGCUGCUGCAGUUAUUAAUAAGAUGAAAAGAGCACUUGUUCUAGGAGCAUCAGCCCUGUUCAUUUUAGUUUUGAAUCAAAAUGCCUUCACCGAGAUGGACAUCUCUGAAGUACUUUCUAAGCCUGUAGUUGUAAUGCAAAGCUCCGAAAAUGUGACUAAACUUCUGGGAGCCUUGUUAAGUGGGCUUCGUGCAUCUGCCAAAAUAACUUUUAAAAGCAUAAUUCAGAAUGAUCUGGGAGCAACAUUAACGCUGUGGUCAACCUGUGGCCGUUCACGAGGUGGGCUGUAUGGGGAAUGGCAGGGAGUGAUUUGUACAGGAGAGAACAGCUCUCGGGUUCAGAAAUAUCUGCAUCAGCUGUGGAACACUGUUCUACUGGUGGGCUUAAUCCUGUGUACUGGAGUCAUUGUACAGGCCCAGUGGCAAUAUAGACACUACGAAUCUAGUUCUGAAGAAUUGGAGAUGAACUUAAAACAACAAGUUUUAAAGCAGCUAUCGGCAAUGAAAACUAGAAAAUAUUUUCCAAAUAAAAGACACAAAACACAGUUACAAGAGCAUGAAAGUUGUGCGGUGUGCUUGGAAGAAUUCCACAAAAAUCAGUGUUUACGUGUGUUGCCUUGUCUACACGAGUUUCACAGGGACUGUGUUGAUCCUUGGUUGCUACUUCAACAGACUUGCCCCCUGUGUAAGCGGAAUGUAUUUGGUGAUCCAUGUGGCAACAGCUGACUCUAUUCUUCGUUCAAGAGAAGGAAAAGCAUGAAGCUACCUUGACUCCGUUUAUGUAAAUGAUACAAGACUUUUUACAUUGCACUUUAGUUGUAUUAUUCUGCACACCCAAUUAUAUUUGUGGGAAUCAAGUCAACGCUUGAAUUUAAAAUUUCAGAGCAAGGUAUUUCCUGUAAUCAUGUUUGGGAUUCUUGGUUUAUUGACUGGCACAAACAUGAUGUGAAGUAUACCGGCUAUAAUAAAUCUGUGAGGCUAAGUGAACUGUUUUGGGUUAUUCAGGAAAUUUGAGUAAGUGUAUAUUUUGCGUUUUGUGGUAAAACAUUUAACGGAACUAAAAAUCUUCAAUGGCUUGCAAUUUAUUUAUGUUAAAAGUAGUGAUGCUCAAUCUGCCCUUUAUUUUGUGUAUUUAUUCUUGUAGUUAUUUUCAUAUUGCAAAAAAAAGCAUCGCUGAAAUGUACUUAGUAUUAUUACUACUUCUGACCUAGAAAUCAUCCGUGCGUAAUGAUGGAAACGGUGGGUGAAAAAUAACAGUCUACCUGUGUUCCUUACAAUUAAAUGAUGGGACACAUAUGCACCUGGAACUCUAAAACCUUCCAAAGCAUUUCAACUGUUAGUAGUUUGUAAUGGAACUUUGUGGUUCAACUGAGUGCUGGAGGAACUCUGCGGGUCAGGCAGCAUCUGUGGAGAGAAUAGACAGGCAACGUUUUGGAUUGGGGCUUAUAGACGGGUACUGACCGAAAGUUUUGCCUGUCCAUUCCCUCCACAGGUGCUGCCUGACCCGCUGAGUUCCAUCAGCACUUGCUGAAGAGUCCAUCACUUGCAGUUCCUUGCACCUCCAUUAAUUAUUUAACUGUAGGUGUGUCCAAGUAUUAAUUCUAAAUAACUAGUUUAGUUUCCCCUUUAAAUAUUGUAUUCUUAAUUUGCAAUCUACAAGAAAAAUCAAAUUACUGAAAAGCUUGUAGUUCUUAUCCAAACCUUAAAUGUUAUCAUCCAAAAUGUUGUUUGCUGAUCUUCCUCGUGAGAAUACGCAGCAUUUUACUGCUGUAAAGUGAUCAGUUGCUGGUAUUGUACAAAUCCAAGGAGAGAGCUGGCUGUAUGACCUUUCUUACCUGCAUUCAAAAAUAGGUUCCCUGCCCCAGAGCUGCACCCAACAGCUGAUAAAAUGGAGGUUCCAAAUCUGCCCAACUGAUUUCCAGAAAAGUUAAAGGGUUCAGUUAUAUUAAAAGCAUGAAUUUUGAUUAGCAAAUACUAAGGGUCAAAUCUCAAAGUGUGCAUUUUGUAGUGCAUUGCAUUCUAAUAUGUGAGGACAAGCCGAGAACUGCGAUCACAUUGUUAAAUUUUUUUUUUGUUACUUAAAAAUAUACUUGUAUCUGAAGCAUUCAGGGCCUCUCAAUACGUUGUAUGUUUGUUCUGCCUGUGUUUUUUCCCCACUUGCUCAAUUGGUGUGAUGCACUGCUGAUUCUCCACAUUUUUCAUAUCCGUAAUAUUUUGUGGUACCCUACCCUCCAACCCACCAUAGUUGGGAGACCAGAGAAGAAUGGCUUAACGUGCAGUGCCCUGAGCACAAACUUGGGGUUUAGAUCAUUUAAAUUAUUUUUAGUGGAAUAGAUGAGAUUGAAUUGAAGUUCAAAUAUUUAAUGUCAAAAGGUAUGGGAUAAUAUGGCAAAGUAUAGGAAUACAGAAUCAAUUGGUAAACAUUAAAGAGCAUAAUGAUUAUGUGUAGGAAAGAACUGCAGAUGCUGGUUUAAAUCGAAGGUAGACACAAAAUGCUGGAGUAACCCAGCGGGAUAGGCAGCGUCUCUGGAGAGAAGGAAUGGGUGACGUUUUGGGUCGAGACCCUUCUUCAGACUGACGUUUAUUGAUUGUUGAUUUCAUUUAAAAAUUAAAAUAUAAAUACCUCUAAGUGAAUUAAAAGGAUGAUAACUGCCAUCUA